Messenger RNA from Pieris napi, 2819 nucleotides. RefSeq names its product synaptic vesicle glycoprotein 2B-like. NCBI's taxonomy places the organism in Eukaryota, Metazoa, Arthropoda, Insecta, Lepidoptera, Pieridae. Gene Ontology annotation, biological process: transmembrane transport. The transcript has 11 exons. Gene Ontology annotation, molecular function: transmembrane transporter activity. The record is from RefSeq and is a predicted model, not a curated record. Gene Ontology annotation, cellular component: membrane. Bases 327 to 1997 code for a protein of 556 amino acids.
ACCCGUUGCGAUCUCACUUUGAUAACACGUCUCAGAAUCGAUUAUAAAAAUAAAAUUGUGAGCGAAAUUUUAUUGACGGCCAAGACUCUAUGCACUUCUGUAGGACUGAGAGUGACGUGAAAUGGUUUACCCAAGUGAUAUUUGAUAAACGUUUUGUUUUUGUGCCUAUUAGAACUUGAGGAGAUAAUAUGCUAUAUUUAUUCACGUGCUAACUUAUAUGCUGUUCCUUUUCUGACGAGCCGGACGCCGUUGGAAUCGAACUCCGAGCCAGUGAUCGUGUGGUUGAUCCCAAGCCGCAAACAUACAUAGUUGCCCGCACGCAUAGGAUGGUAGAAACUGACCCUGGGCCCAAGAAACCUCACAAUUGUGAUGUAAAAAUUGACCACCAGCUUAACGGACCAGGUUCCAAAACUACCGAGCUUGGAAUCUCCCCACUAAAAUCUCCAACAAAAUUCGACCCGGAAAAAGGCGGCCACACUGAGAAAGCUGACUUUGAGAAGGCGAUCGAACUAGCCCACUAUGGCCGCUUCCAUUACCUGCUGCUGGCCGUGUGCGGGCUCGUCAGCACCUCAGAGGAGAUGGACGUCAUCUCCAUGUCUUUCAUCCUACCAUCAGCACAGUGCGACCUAGACCUUACCACUCAGACAAAGGGAUGGCUAAACAGCAUAAUCUUCAUCGGCAUGAUGGUGGGCGCGUACGCGUGGGGCUCCGUAGCAGACACUUUAGGUCGCAAGCGAGUCCUCAUUGCUAUAUCUAUCAUCAACGCCUUGGCCAUCGUCGCUUCCUCCUUCAGCCAGAACUACGAGCUUUUCAUGCUGUUUAGAUUCAUGAACGGAGCAGCUUUGGGAGGUUCAGGCCCGGUCAUCUGGUCAUACUUCGCGGAGUUCCAGCCGAAGAAAAAGCGUGGUGCUAUGUUGAGUUUUAUGGCUGCUUUCUGGACUCUUGGCAACCUCUUCGUGGCCGGACUCGCUUGGGUUAUCAUACCAAGUGAGAUCGGCGUACAAUCUGGUGCUUUCAUUUACAACUCGUGGCGUAUAUUCUUACUCGUGAUGUCACUGCCAUCGUUCAUAGUGGCUGCGCUUUUAUUUCUUUUGCCUGAAUCACCAAAGUUUUUGAUAUCCACCGGUCGCCAUGAGGAUGCCUUAGAAGUCUUUAGAGGAAUCUAUAUGAUGAACACUGGUAGGAGUAAGGAGGAGUACCCAGUUAAGCAGCUGCUAGUAGAAGAGCCGAUGCAUCCUAAACAAGAAAAACAGAUUGAAGCUAAAGAACCGAAGUCUAAGUUAAGGAGAAUGUUAAGUGAUAUUGUGGAACACAGCAAGCAGUUAUUUGUACCGCCUAUUCUGAAGUUUACGACGAUUUCUAUCACAAUUAAUUUCACUUUCCAUAUCGGGUACUACGGUCUAAUGAUGUGGUUCCCUGAGAUGUUUAACCGCUUCGACGAGUGGUCCCGCACGCACGAUAACGCUGAAGCCGACAUUUGCCAAGUGACGUCUUACGUGACACAAUACGGAACACAUUCUGCAGAAGCUCAAUGCGACUCCCACAUAAACUCUGACGUCUUCAUGGAGUCUCUAAUCACUGUUGCUGCAGCGAUACCUUCUAAUAUUUUCGCAGUUCUUGGAAUGGAUAGACUAGGCAGGAAGUUCUUUUUAGUAUUCGCAACGUUCUCAGCGGGCACGUGUUCUGCCGCCAUGUACUUCGUGUACAAUAAGACUAACAACUUGAUAGUCAGCGCCAUCUUUAGUUCGGUAAUAUCUUGCGGCAACGCGUCACUCGACUGUCUCAUCACUGAAGUCUUCCCUACAAACUUACGAGCUACUGGAGUAGCCGUGUCUAUGGUAGCGGCGCGUCUGGGAGGUAUUAUCGGGAACGUGGUGAUCGCCACACUACUGGAUACCUACUGCCCUGCCCCUACCUUCAUCGUAGCUGUGCUGCUGGCCAGCGGCGGUCUGAUGUGCCUCUUCCUGCCCAACACUACACGACAGGCUUUACAGUAACACACUCUACCGUGAGUCAUUAAGCGAUAACGUAUUAGUUGUAUCAUAUUUGUAAACAAAUGUAAAUUAGGAACCACGUCUCAAAUCCUUAAGCCCUGAACUUCUAUGUACAACUUUAAAUAUUGCUUAUGCCAUAUAUGAAACACACUCAAUCUAUAGCACCGUUUUUGUGAAGUUUUUUUAAAGUAUUUUUUACUGAAGUUUAAAGGCGUGGUUUGAUCUUGUUAAGUUUCUUUCACGAACAAUGUAUAUAUUAUAUUUAUGGCGAAUUUUAUUUUAGACAGAGUUCGUCAGAAUUUCAUCAUUCGCUGUAUUAAUACGUUAUUAGCUAUGCAACUCAUGGUAUUCAAACUUGAGUGUUAUCGAUAAGUAGAAAGUUAUUAAAAACACUUUCCAAUUAAAUAAUAUGAUUGUAAGUUUUUUAAUUUGCUAACAUUGUUUACGUCAGUCCUAAUAUCAUUAUGCAUCUAAAACUUUAAAAAAUACUUGCCUGUCGCUCUACCAUUGGGAUUAAUGAUUGUAUAGAAUACUUCGUUAAUCUCAUAAUAGAGCUAUCUUCACAAAUUAUCGAUAUUAUAACUCAAUUUGUAUUGUGAGCCUUGCGCGUAUGUGAUAUUUUUAAUUAUUGAUGUAGAUAGUUGUACAAAAACUUUUUUACUAAUUAUGUAACAGUAUUUAAGAAUCGUUGAAGAUUUGGCAUCGUUUGACCUGUCAACCAAUCUAAAGAGUAUUAUAGGUAAAACUUAAGUCAGAAACUGUACAAUUAUGUUGUUACCUACACAUAUUUAAAAACGAAUUUAUAAAUUAGUAAUUGUUACUUUA